AUGAGAAUUAUCUCAGUGAACAGGUUUAUUUUAUUUACUUUAGCCACAUGCUUCCUUUUAGCACCAAAAAUCAUUUGCCUUGAUGAAUCGGUAAUGAGCAGUUUGCAGAGCAGAGAAGAGUACAGUGAUAACUAUUCAGAGUCUAAUGAAGACAUUAUAGAAGAAAAGCAGAGACGUCUCAACCUUGAAGAGCUAAAGGACCGGGGAUUAAAGAACAUUGUGAAGAUGAGCAUGCCUACAAUGAACAAGAUGCCAAAUUCACUUGCUAAUUUGCCCCUGAGGUUUGGUAGAAAUUUUCAGGAAGAAAGAAGCAUCAAGCCAGCAGCCAACCUGCCUCUCAGGUUUGGAAGGGCAUUUGAAAGCAUCCUUUCAAGCCACACCCUUCCUUUCGCCCACAGGUUUGAGAGAGCUCCUUCUGUUCAAAGCUCCAUCCAUUCUCUUGCCAACUUGCCACAAAGGUUUGGAAGAUCACCUCUCUUCAUCCUACCUCAAGAGAUCCAACAGUCUGAUCAAGAUACUAACAAAUCUGGUGAUUUAAACAACCAUAUGGAAAAGGAAUCUGACAAAGAAGUAUGCAAAACAAGCCAGAAGACUUUGCAUCAGUUUCCUUACUAA
Gekko japonicus is the source of this 615-nucleotide messenger RNA. It is a transcript of the gene NPVF, whose product is annotated as neuropeptide VF precursor. The record is from RefSeq and is a predicted model, not a curated record. Gene Ontology annotation, biological process: neuropeptide signaling pathway; negative regulation of gonadotropin secretion. Gene Ontology annotation, molecular function: signaling receptor binding. The coding region runs from base 1 to 615 and encodes 204 amino acids. The transcript has 3 exons. NCBI's taxonomy places the organism in Eukaryota, Metazoa, Chordata, Lepidosauria, Squamata, Gekkonidae.